This is a messenger RNA of Scheffersomyces amazonensis, 1599 nucleotides long. It is a transcript of the gene ALT1, whose product is annotated as alanine transaminase. NCBI's taxonomy places the organism in Eukaryota, Fungi, Ascomycota, Pichiomycetes, Serinales, Debaryomycetaceae. The transcript is spliced from 2 exons. Gene Ontology annotation, biological process: biosynthetic process. Gene Ontology annotation, molecular function: pyridoxal phosphate binding; L-alanine:2-oxoglutarate transaminase activity. The record is from RefSeq and is a predicted model, not a curated record. The coding region runs from base 1 to 1599 and encodes 532 amino acids.
AUGUCUUCAACUACUACUUUAGUCAAAUCAGGACUUAUCAUUCCUGCCAAUACUGUUGGAAUUUUAUACUCAUUCAUGACUUCAACUCGUGUAUUAUCUCCACCAAGAGUUGCUUCUCCACUUCCACAUCAUUAUUACUUUUCUACAUCAACUGAACCACUUUCAAUUAAAGAUAUUAAUCAACAAACAGUUCAAGCUAAUUAUGCAGUUAGAGGUAAAAUUCCAAUCAUUGCCGACGAAUUAAGAGAUUUAAUUGAAAAGAAUCCUGCUUCUCAUGGUUUACCAUUCAAUAAAAUUAUUAAUGCAAAUAUUGGUAAUCCUCAACAAUUAGAUCAAAAACCAUUAACUUGGUAUAGACAAGUACUUUCAAUCUUACAAUAUCCUUCCAUCAUUAAUCAAGUGAAUUUUCCUCAAGAUGUUAAGGAUAGAGCCAUUAAACUUUUAAAUAAUAUUGGUUCAAUUGGUGCUUAUUCUCAUUCUCAAGGUGCUCCAUUAAUUAGAGAAUCAAUUGCAUCUUUCAUUACUAAAAGAGAUAAUGGUCAUUAUUCAGAUCCUCAUAAUAUCUUUCUUACUUCAGGUGCAUCAGCCGCUGUUCUGUAUUUAUUACAAAUAUUAUCAUCUGACUCACAAUCUGGAUUCUUAAUUCCAAUUCCUCAAUAUCCUUUAUAUACUGCUACUAUUGCUUUAAAUAAUGCUGUACCAGUCGGUUAUUUCUUAGAUGAAAAUAAUAAUUGGUCAACCAAUCCUGAAGAAAUUAGACGUCUUCUUGCUCAACAUCCAAAUAUUAAAUUUAAGGCUCUUGUUGUUAUAAAUCCAGGUAAUCCAACUGGAUCUAUUUUAACUCGUGAUGAUAUUGUUAGUUUAAUUGAUAUUGCCGCUGAAUAUGGAAUUGUUCUUAUUGCUGAUGAAGUUUAUCAAGAGAAUGUCUUUAAAGGUGAAUUCAUUUCCAUGAAACGUGUUUUAAGUGAAUUACUUGAAAUUAAUCAUGACAAAUAUAGAAAUGUUCAAUUAGCAUCAUUACAUUCAACUUCUAAAGGUGUAUCUGGUGAAUGUGGUCAAAGAGGUGGUUAUAUGGAACUUGUUGGAUUCCAUUCUGAAGUUCGUGAUGUAUUAUUUAAAUUAGCUUCUAUUAAUUUAUGUUCAGUUGUUUCAGGUCAAGCAUUAAUGGAAUUAAUGAUUAAUCCUCCUAAGGAAGGUGAUGAAUCAUAUCCAUUAUAUAAAUCAGAAACUUCAUCUAUUCAUCGUGACUUACAAGCUCGUGCUGAUUUAUUAUAUAAUGCCUUUUUAAAUAUGGAAGACAUUAAAUGUAAUAAACCAAUGGGAGCAAUGUAUUUAUUCCCUAAAUUAGAUUUUGCAGAAGAAGAUUAUCAUUUAUUAUACUCACGUGCAAGACAAUCUAAUUUACAAAUUGAUGAUAUUUAUUGUAUUGAAUUAUUAGAAAAUACUGGUAUUUGUUGUAUUCCAGGUAACGGAUUUGGUCAAGUUCCUGAUACUUAUCAUUUAAGAACUACUUUCUUACCUCCUGGUAAUGAAUGGAUCGAUAGUUGGGGUCAAUUCCAUAAUAAAUUCGUUGCAAAAUAUAAAUCAACUAAGCAUUAA